Messenger RNA from Ascochyta rabiei, 393 nucleotides. RefSeq lists its product as uncharacterized. Lineage: Eukaryota; Fungi; Ascomycota; Dothideomycetes; Pleosporales; Didymellaceae. The transcript has a single exon. The coding region runs from base 1 to 393 and encodes 130 amino acids. The record is from RefSeq and is a predicted model, not a curated record.
AUGAUCGCGCAUCAUAGUGUUAGAUUGCCUGUUACAGUCGAGUGUUCUGACAAGGCUGACGCAGCGAGAGACUCCUUCCUGCGCCUAUCAUUUUCCCUGGUGCUGAUGCUGCUCGGCCGAGCUCGCUCUGGUUACGCAGUGUCCGUAACCUCCGAGAUAUCUCAGUGCCCACACGCUACACAAGCCUCGCAGGAUGCGGCCCGCCCGGCGCCACGAAGCUUGGUCAAACAUCUCGGAAGGGUAAUCGGUAUGGCCAGCUUCGUGGGCGUACUCAGCACAGUGUGCGCAAGCCUGCACCGUGUUUUGCGGAGUAUUGAGGUUAACAUCUGUGUGGAAGGCGGCCACACCUACGUCAUCUUGACAAAACAGGUACGGCGCGCAAAAGGUGUUUAA